AGUGGAAUAGCCCCACCACAAAAUUCUCUAUAAAUAGUCAUUUUGUUCUUGUGCAAUCUACAUAAAUCAUCAUCUCCAAAGAAAGAAAAUAAACUCAAAAAAGAAAAGAGAAAUGUCGGACGUCUGCCAAGACACCGCAGGUGAAGGGAUGAAGAGCUCGUGGCCUGAGUUGGUGGGGAAAAGAGGAGAAGAAGCAAAAGAUAUAAUUGAUAGAGAGAAUACCAAAGUGAAGGCUGAGAUUAUAUCUGAAGACGCUAUUGUUUUGGCUGUUGUGGUUUGUGAAAGGGUUUAUGUUCGUGUUAAUGACUGUGGCAUUGUCACGCAAACCCCUUUCGUCGGCUAAAUGAGUUAUUAUACACUCUAUUUGGGUGAAUAAAUAUGGAUCUUAUGCCUCUUUACAGAAAAUAAAAAAGAAUAAAUAUGGAUCUUAUUAUGUAAGGUAACUAACGUAUGUGUUGAAAGCCUUUUUUCAAAAAAAAAAAACUAACGUAUGUGUUAAAUAAGGUAUGGUUUUCGUGAAUGUUGUUAUAAGGAUUUGAGGCGUAUUAAAUGCCUCCAUUUGUAUUUUCUUAUUGUAACCAGAUUGUUGCAUUUGCUAUGUAAUUGGAAUAGUGAAAUAUUGAAAUUAAUGUAUGGUGACUCUAAUAGGCUCACAAAUUUGAAUUGAUAGAGAGAAUACGAAAGUGAAGGCUGAGAUUAUAUCUGAAGACGCUAUUGUUUUGGCUGUUGUGGUUUGUGAAAGGGUUUAUGUUCGUGUCAAUGACUGUGGCAUUGUCACACAAACCCCUUUCGUCGGCUAAAUGAGUUAUUAUACACUCUAUUU
This is a messenger RNA of Brassica napus (rape), 823 nucleotides long. Its product is annotated as glu S.griseus protease inhibitor. The transcript has 2 exons. Bases 113 to 343 code for a protein of 76 amino acids. Gene Ontology annotation, biological process: response to wounding. Gene Ontology annotation, molecular function: serine-type endopeptidase inhibitor activity. The record is from RefSeq and is a predicted model, not a curated record. NCBI's taxonomy places the organism in Eukaryota, Viridiplantae, Streptophyta, Magnoliopsida, Brassicales, Brassicaceae.